Melanotaenia boesemani (Boeseman's rainbowfish) is the source of this 2154-nucleotide messenger RNA. It is a transcript of the gene gtf2f1, whose product is annotated as general transcription factor IIF, polypeptide 1. Gene Ontology annotation, molecular function: RNA polymerase II general transcription initiation factor activity; TFIIF-class transcription factor complex binding; DNA binding. NCBI's taxonomy places the organism in Eukaryota, Metazoa, Chordata, Actinopteri, Atheriniformes, Melanotaeniidae. The transcript is spliced from 14 exons. The record is from RefSeq and is a predicted model, not a curated record. Gene Ontology annotation, cellular component: nucleus; transcription factor TFIIF complex. The coding region runs from base 206 to 1810 and encodes 534 amino acids. Gene Ontology annotation, biological process: transcription initiation at RNA polymerase II promoter; positive regulation of transcription elongation by RNA polymerase II.
CCAUGUUUCCCGUCGUCUCGACGGGGUAAUGGACCACAUAUGGUGCGCGGACCGGUAUAUCAAUAGUGGCGAUUUUUGUACAUCAUGGUUCUGUAGAAAUAUUUAAGCUGGGGAUUUAUGUAUUUGUUUUUGUUUCGCACAUAGUGGUUCCAACUAGCAUAAAACAGCCUUUUAUUUGAGUAAAUCCAGAGGUGAAUCAACAACCAUGACAUCACUGGGCAGCAGCAGCAGUUCCUCAACUACAGAGUACACUGUACGAGUCCCCAAAAACACCAGCAAGAAGUACAACAUAAUGGCAUUCAAUUCAGGGGACAGAGUCAAUUGUUCAGCCUGGACACAGGCUCGCAUGGAAAGAGACAUGAGUGCCAGGCGGAUAUACGGGGAGGAGGAGACCACGGAGAGUGGUGCAGGCAGCGAGUUUGGGAAAAAACAGCGUGAGGAAGCUCGGCGAAAAAAGUUUGGCAUUGUAACUCGCGAGUUCAAAGUGGAGGAUCAGCCAUGGAUCCUAAAGGUCAAUGGCAAGGCUGGUAAAAGAUUCAAAGGUAUAAAGAAGGGUGGUGUUACAGAAAAUGCAUCCUACUACAUCUUUACGCAGUGUCCUGAUGGAGCUUUUGAGGCCUUUCCUGUUCACGGGUGGUACAACUUUAUGCCGCUUGCAAAACACCGAACUUUGACAGCAGAAGAAGCUGAGGAGGAGUGGGGCAGGCGCAACAAGGUGGUCAAUCACUUCAGCAUCAUGCUUCAAAGACGUCUUCGGGAGCAGGAGCGUGGUGAAGAAGACGAAGACGAAGCAGAUAAAUCUGGGAAGAAGAAAAAAAAGGGGGGUGGGAGAGGGGGAGACCUGCGCAUUCACGAUCUGGAAGAUGAUCUGGAGAUGAGCAGUGAUGACAGUGACAGCAGCAUGGGAGAAGAUGGAGAAAGCAAGACAAAGGUGAAGAAAGAUGCAGGGAAAGGGAAAGGAAAGAAAAAAAAGCGAAAGAGCAAUGAAAAAGAGGCCCUGGAAGACAGCGAUGAUGGUGACUACGAAGGUCUAGAAGUGGAUUAUAUGUCAGAUGAAAGCAGCUCAGAUGAAGAGCCAGCCAAGGAAAAGCCCACUAAAGAAGAGGAGCAUCCUAAAGGAAUCGAUGAAGCAUCUGAGAGUGAAGAAGAGAGUGAGGAGGAGAAACAGAAUGAAGAUGAAACAAAGGAAGAGGAAGAAGAGGAAGAAGGAAAGAAAACCCCAGUUCAAAUGGAAAAGAAGAAGAAAAAAGACAGUAGCGGCGAAUCGGACAGCUCGGAUGACAGCGACAUUGAAGGAGAGAUGCCCUCCGCUCUAUUCAUGGUGAAGAAGCGCACACCUCCUAAACGUCCAGGUGGUCGUGGCUCUGCAGGCAGCUCCAGAACUGGCAGUCGUCCGGGAACACCAUCCAUAGAUUCUGCCUCCACCUCCAACACACUGCGUGCUGCGGCCAGCAAGCUAGAGCAAGGUAAGAGACAGAUUCAGGGUCCCAGCAAUGACUCACCAGCUGCCAAAAGACUGAAGAUGGAGCCCAGGUCUCAGAGCCCUGUUCCCUCUGGGAAGAGCACACCGCAGCCUCCAUCAGGCAAAUCCACCCCUAGCUCAAGUGAUGUGCAGCUAACAGAGGAAGCAGUCCGCCGCUACCUGAUCCGUAAACCGAUGACCACCAAAGACUUACUGAAGAAGUUCCAGACCAAGCGCACUGGUUUAAGCAGUGAGCAGACUGUCAACGUGCUGGCGCAGAUCCUGAAGCGCCUCAACCCAGAGCGCAAGAACAUCAAUGACAAAAUGCACUUCUACCUCACAGAGUAAGCAGGGGCAGAGAGAGAUGAGGUGGAGGAGCUGAUAAAUAACCCCAUAUGGUGACAUGGUUUGAUCCUUUUCCCAGCUUUGAAGAGGGACUUUAAAUGCUCGCACUGUGGUGUAGCACAGCACCAGAGGUGCUAGCUGUGGUCACGGAGAGCAACUAUCGGACUGUUUUGUUGAGCAUUCUGAAUUUGGUUUUCAUUAUCUGAACUCACACUCACUAACUAAAUCCAUCUAAAGCUCUGGAUGGAUUCUCAGUACAUGUGUGAACACUUAAACACAACUUGAUUGAAAAUAGUCUUUAGCUUGUUUUUGUUAAGUAGAAAAAAUUUUAAUAAAGUUUAAUCUGA